Exophiala spinifera is the source of this 2271-nucleotide messenger RNA. RefSeq lists its product as uncharacterized. Gene Ontology annotation, molecular function: glycosyltransferase activity. The coding region runs from base 1 to 2271 and encodes 756 amino acids. Gene Ontology annotation, cellular component: cytoplasm. The transcript has 4 exons. The record is from RefSeq and is a predicted model, not a curated record. NCBI's taxonomy places the organism in Eukaryota, Fungi, Ascomycota, Eurotiomycetes, Chaetothyriales, Herpotrichiellaceae.
AUGGCACCCAUAGGAAGAGCCGUCUUUGCGACGCUGCUCAUGAAUGAUGCCUACCUCCCUGGUGCCAUGGUCCUCGGCCACUCCCUCAGAGACAGAGGUGUCAAGGCUCCUCUGGUAGCUUUUGUCACUGUCGAUAAACUCACCUCAGACACCAUCAACGAGCUCAGAUCUGUAUACGAUGAAAUCGUCCCCAUACAGCAGAUCACUAACAAGAGCCCUGCCAAUCUCUACCUCAUGAACAGACCCGACUUAAUAUCUACCUUUACAAAAGUUGAGCUGUGGAGGCAGACCCAGUAUACGAGGAUAAUAUACAUGGACGCCGACAUGGUCGCACUGAGAGCGCCGAACGAGCUUCUUACACUGGACGCAGACUUUGCUGCUGUGCCUGACAUAGGCUGGCCGGACUGCUUCAACACUGGCUUGAUGGUCCUGACUCCUAACAUGGCAGACUACUACGCUUUGUUGGCCCUGGCUCAACGAGGCAUCAGCUUCGAUGGAGCAGACCAGGGACUUCUCAAUAUGCACUUUCGAGAUUGGGAAAGACUGAGUUUUGUCUACAACUGCACACCCAGCGGGAACUACCAAUACGUACCUGCCUACCGACAUUUCCAGAGUAGCAUAGCAGUGGUACAUUUCAUCGGACAGGACAAGCCUUGGACUUUGGGGAGAGACAACAGGUUCAAUACUGGGGUGUAUGGAGAACUCUUGGGCUUGUGGUGGUCUGUCUAUGAUCGGCACUAUCGACCACAGGUGAGUCUGGCACUAUCAUUAACUCCCACAGGCAACGUGCUCAACCGUGCCCAGACCGUGACACACUACGAUACCCAGACGUACACAGCGACGAAGAAGGUUCAAGAUUAUGUCCGUGGAGAGGAGCCAUUAUAUGUCCCCAACUACUCCAGCCAACAGCAACAACCGCAACAAGCACCGUCACCUCAGCAGGGCCAGAUCCCACUGCCUCCAGUGAUCACCAUACAGGACUCUGAUUCUCAUGAAUCUGUCAAGGUCGAGAUGCCGCUAGGUGAUGCGCCAACUCCGGCGAUGCGAUCUGAUUUUGCUCCGGUUGCUACUUCUGAACAGAGACGCUUUAGUGCACCCCACGUUGAAUGGGAGCCUUCAAGAGCACCGCCGCCUACGCAUUCCAAACCCGAAGCAGCCAAUUUCCCAACCACCAUAUACGAUAUGUCCAGUGAUACCCAACUAUUCCAGCCUCCAUCUAAGUACCCUGAGCCGCCAAAGGACAUGUGGUAUCAAGUACCAGAAAAGAUCCCUGAACCUGUUAAGCCGAGACAGAUUUUCCCUUGGGAAGCACGAGCUCCCAAGCCUACUCGAGUAUUUCCUCAGCCAAGACCACCUAGUCCUCCUCCGAAGCCAGUACAACAAGCGACGCCCAGCGUCAAUCCUGAAGAGGUAAACCCAGGCGCGACAGAGUCAUCGAAGGAAACGGAAGGAAGUCCACCCACUCCCGCACAGCGAGAAACAGUCAACCCCUGGGAAGCCUUCCAGCAUCGGACGAACGCCUGGGACGACAUGCCUGAAAUUGAACGAUACAUGAGAUCACUUACUCAAUCAAAGAAAGGAAAGUUGCAAGUCUUGCACCAUACACCGACGCAGCGUUCUCCUGGCGGAACUGCCAUUGCCUCGCCUGCUACUGGGGACUCCCAGCGACGACCGAGUUUGAAACUGACCGAUUUUCCUACCGCUGUUGAACGACCGAGCUUACCCGUAACGCCAGCGCCGAUCCGUCGAGCCACGAUAUGGGGUCAGGAGAGAGACGAAGAAACUUUGCCUACGGCUGAAGGAGUGCCGAAGCAAGAAGAUUGGGUGCGUCGAUUCUCCUCCUACCCCACGCCUGAUUUUGCCGUUGCAUUGCCUUCCACCCUUGUCCAUGAUCUGCCCCAUGUUUUUUAUUGGAGAUGCCAAUAUUGUGGUAAACAGAAUCCGGUGGCGAAACUCGAAGAGCUCCAAAGACGACAAAGUGAGCUGUUUUUGUCGCCCACCCCUUCGAAAGAGCUUGAUGACGUUGCUGAGCUACCACGGCGUGAGAUGCCGGAGAGCAAUAGCAAGGAAGCGGUCAUUGAAAAGACGGAGUUGGCGAUCUCCCCGACCAAGACACCAAAGGUGCCGAAACCGAUCCUAAAGACUCCUCAUUUCGAGUUGGGAAAGGAACCGGAUGAGCCGACAGUUGAUAUAGACAGGGCGCCUGAUGAAAAGGAGGAUAUCUCCAGUCCGACAACUACUCGCCCGCUACCUCAGACUGCAGUGGCAUAG